CUUCAGUCUGGUGGUCUUGGAUGUAACACCUCUGUACCUCUGGCCUGAGGGUAGAAGUGUGAGGUCUUUGAGGAUGGAGGCAGCUUUCCUGUGGACCCUGAGCAAAUGUAUGUGCUUCUCACGUUCCAAUCGUCUGAGGACCACAGAGUAUUCUUGGUCUGUCUUUUUUUCCUAUUUUAUUUCCUACUUUUGAGGGGCGAUGAAACAGUUUUCACCGAAAAAGGAGGAAUCUUCACCUACACGGAACGUUCUGAUCACGCGGUUUCUGGUAGGACGAGGGACGGUGACGUACACCGGAAGUGUGGCGUUGUUUCUGUGUUCGGGGAGUUUUAACCAGUGUUUUCGUCGUCCAGGAGUUUUACUCAUAGUUACUUUGACUUUACUGGUAUAAUAGUACAUUUAAGUGCCUCAGCAUGCCGAAGGUCGUGUCUCGAAGUGUCGUUUGCUCGGACACCAGAGACAGAGAGGAGUACGACGACGGAGAAAAGCCCCUCCAUGUCUACUACUGCCUGUGCGGGCAGAUGGUUCUGGUGUUGGACUGCCAGCUGGAGAAGCUGCCCAUGAGGCCGAGGGACAAAGCCAGGGUGAUCGACGCGGCCAAACAUGCCCACAAGUUCUGCAACGUGGAGGUGGACGAAAACGCGUACAUCAAGAGAGCCGAGGGCAUCGAGCGGCAGUACCGCAAGAAGUGCGGCAAGUGCGGCCUGCGGCUCUUCUACCAGCACCAGGAGAAGAACAACCCGGCCACCUUCAUCGUGGACGGGGCCGUGGUCAAGUUCGGCCAGGGCUUCGGCAACACCAGCGUCUACAGCCAGAAACAACCAGAGGCCCCCAAGAAAGUCCGCGUGAUGAUGACCAAGAGGACCAAAGACAUGGGCAAGUUCAGCUCUGUCACCGUUUCCACAAUCGACGAGGAGGAGGAGGAGAUCGAGGCCAGAGAGGUGGCGGACUCCUACGCGCAAAACGCCAAAGUGAUCGAGAAACAGCUGGAGAGGAAAGGCAUGAGCAAGAGGAGGCUGCAGGAGCUGGCUGAGCUGGAGGCCAAGAAGGCCAAGAUGAAGGGAACCCUCAUUGAUAAUCAGUUCAAGUAGAGAACUACAAAUGAAGGACAGACUGUGAGAAAAGUUGUGAUCCUCCACAGAACGUCCAUUUCUGAUCUGUCCAGUACAUAGAGAGGACCAUGCUUGGACAGGACUUUGAUCAGCUCAGGACUGGUGAUUUUUGUUUUUGUUUUUGUUUUUAUAUAUAUGUAGGUGCUGCACAUUCAGAUUUUGAUCUUGGGUUGAGGCUGUACACCAGUUAUUGUUCAAAAUAUUCAUUUGUACAUAAACUGAGAAAUAAUAAACAUGUUUUGGUAUUUUUUUUAAUGCUUCUGUUCUAUAGAGUUCAAGGUCACUGAUCUAAAAUACUGUCAGAUAGUGUGCAGAGGUAUUGACAAAACAAGUGUUGGUGCCCACGUUUAAAUAUGGCUCUAAA
Messenger RNA from Acanthopagrus latus (yellowfin seabream), 1476 nucleotides. It is a transcript of the gene c8hxorf56, whose product is annotated as chromosome 8 CXorf56 homolog. The record is from RefSeq and is a predicted model, not a curated record. Lineage: Eukaryota; Metazoa; Chordata; Actinopteri; Spariformes; Sparidae. Bases 414 to 1091 code for a protein of 225 amino acids. The transcript has a single exon.